Messenger RNA from Pollicipes pollicipes, 1603 nucleotides. RefSeq lists its product as uncharacterized. Lineage: Eukaryota; Metazoa; Arthropoda; Thecostraca; Pollicipedomorpha; Pollicipedidae. Bases 208 to 1131 code for a protein of 307 amino acids. The transcript has a single exon. The record is from RefSeq and is a predicted model, not a curated record.
UCUGAGAAUCAGAUAUUCUCAAUUUUUGUAACGUCUAUUGAAGUUCCAGGUCAAUAGCUGGUGAAAUGUUCUCAAUGUCAUAACAAAGAAGAACGCGUUGAAUACCCUGGAAAGUAUUUCCGACCUCUUGUUUAUGGUCAUUAUAUUCGACCGAGCGUAAUGAUGAGUACAGCAGUGUGUUUUUCUACUCAAACAAUCACUCAUUGAAUGGUUGUUACGUCGUGUCCUGCAGGAUUUUCCAAGUCUCGCAACUUCUUUCGGGAAACCAAAAUGCAGCAAAUACAAUGGCCGAAUUUCAGAGGGGUCACGGGACAGCUAGGCACAAUGCGCAUGGUAAGAAAGAGUAAAAAAGAGUCGGGCGUGGAGAAACGAGUUCCCAGUAUCGUGGGGAAAGGAUACAACAGACCGAAAUCUGUGGACGCAGUUACUUUGGCUCUGCAACACCAAAUGAGCAACUUGAGUCUUUCAACAAAUGGUAUCAAGAUUUCGAAACGGCCUGUUUCUUCCACACCAACUCUGUCAUCAACAAAAUCGCGCGGAAACAGCUCAAAGAGUGGUGGUGCAUUCAAUGUUGGAGACGAAUUCGGAAGCAUUGCAUCCAGUAGCUCACUUAGUAACAUCUUAGAGACCCCUUCAAACGAAUCGAAUUAUUCAGCGGAGACCAACAGUGAAUCGGACAAUUCACAAGGCGUUUCCAAGCGCAUUGUGGGCCAAUCGUAUCCAAAGUUUAACAUAAACACUCACAAUGCCACGAAAAUGUUGAGCGAUAGGGAAAAUGGCACUGAUAAAAAAGAAGCAUGUGGGUUCCUCCGCUGUGUAAUGUCUGAACUCGAGCGGAAGGAACGAGCAGAGGAAACAGCAAAGAGGAAGGCAAGGAGGAACGCCACGUUUACCAAGGAGCAGACCAGGCAGAUCGAUCGUGAGAAUCAGAUCCUGUUGAAUAAGUUGCUGCGGGUUGAGAAAAACAGCAAGCGCACCUUGACUCUAGCCGUUCCGGGUAUCUCUAGCAACAGGAAAAAAGAAAUGGAGAAAGAAAGUCGCAGAAUUCGACGAGAUAAUGCCAGACUCUACAUGAAAAUUAAAUUCGCUCGCCCUUCUGACCACUUGGUCCGAGCUUCUGAACUUGGCUGAUUGUAUCUGAUGUUCUGUACCUGCGAACCGAUGGGGUACUUUUAAAAAGCCCCGGGAUUGACUGACACGCCAGCAGACAGUACAGCCUCGGGUCAAGGGAGAUACGGGCAUGCACGAAGCCUGCAGGGAAACGAACCGAUCUGGAUCUGACUCCAUUUGCGGGAAACAGAAUAUCGACGUGGAGCUCUAUAUCUCGACGGACAGGAGAGAGUAAAUGCGCCGAUUGGAUGGAUAACUGGUAACUGCAUUAAUCAACAGCAAGAUUAAUUUACACCAGCUUGGAAGGACAACACCGUAUCCACGAAUCGAAGUCAACGUACCAUAAACAGAUCGUCAGACUCUGCAACUGUUUUUAGUCUCAGCUGACAUCGCACCGAUCUACGAUUUUGUAUGGGUACCACGUGCGUUUCCAAAUUGCCUGUGAUCGUCAGAUAGCUAUUGAGAUCUCAUGAAUUUUCUAUAGGUUGAAGGG